AUGAUCCUUUCACAAUGCGUUGGUGUUAUUCGCUUAGACCAGUCGUCAUCUUCUUUUGUCUAUGUAUACUGCUGUCGCCAGGCCGAUGCUCUGAUAUGCUUGCAUCAAAACGGCACUGUCAGUCUACACUACUGCCUGUCUGCAUUAGUACCCGCCUUUAUGGAAGAACCGUUUUUGCAUGCGCCUACUGACCUUAAGUACCACUUUCUGUGUGAAUCAAAGUCUCUUCGACGGGGUAGAAACUUCAGUGUUGUCGCUAUGUCCGUCGAUCCUAGCACUGAGUUAGCGAUCACGGUUGCGACUUCGGACGGUCGUCUGCAAUUCUUCGAAAUCGAAUCUGAUGCUCCUUCGAAAGAUGGCUGGCCAAGAUGGACCCUUAUGGACGUAAUGAAGGCUUUGGAUUUUGAAAAUAUCUUUCGAUUCCUAAUAUAUGCCUACCAUCCCUUUCUGGUGCAGAUAUGGGAUCUGUUUGCAGCCAAAAUGUGGCGGGAGUAUCUUCUGGUCAACGGGCCUGUCCACGGUCUGGCCUGGGGCAUACUCCCUGGGGAAGCAGGAAGCGCAGGCGAAUCAGGCGGGCUCACUCUCUUCGCGUACACUCAUCAGACUUCUGAAGUUUCUAGCAUCAGCAGUGGUAGCAGUGGCACCGUUCAGGAACCUGCCAAACCGGCGCUUAGCGUCCAUAACACCGUCGUGCGCAUUGAACUUGAAACAGGUCGACAGCAGUCGGUGGUCACACAAAGCGCUGAUGCUAAGGAGCUAAACCUCUUCAAACUGACCAUGCAGAAACCGGUACCUGUCAUCAAACCAUGCAGGAGGCUUAUCGAGGCUUUGAACCCUACCGAUUUCUCCGCCGCGGUCACGCCGAUUCAGUGCUUGAAGAUUAGUAAUCUCGGACAGUACCUCGCGAUUCUUUAUGAAGGAUGGCCUCUGGAGAUCUGGGAUGCUCAGAAGUUGGUACUUCUAAAGUCCUUCUCUGUCGAGGAUUCUAGACCCACAGCCUUGACGUGGUCUAACGCCAACUUUUCAGGUCAUUCAUCUUCCCCUCAAAGUGGUACUUCUGGGUUGAUACCGUCAACACUUGCAAAAGACUCAAAUGCAGGCGACUCCUUUAUGCGUGAGACAUUUAUUCUAUGCACAUCGCCUUUGAAUUUGAAACUCUUUACAAUGGAGGGCUUCAAUGUGGAAACUAUGUCCAUCUCCAGUACGAUAGUUCAAAGUCUGCCUCGAAACAUUGGAAAUAACAUAACUUGUGCAUCUUGGCGCUCUCCCAUGAUUGCCUUUGGCAUGGCUGAUGGUUGUGUAGCGGUUAGAAAUCUGCAAGAGAAGAAGACUAUUAAGCGAUAUGUGGCUGGUUUUGCUUCUGGCUCUGCUAUGCUAACCUCUACUGCAUCUCCAAGCUCAAAGAAUGAACUCAUUGGUACAAAUGGAGAAGUCUCCGCAUUGAGCCAUGUCAAAAAGGUGGAAUUCAUAUUCUCUGGGGAGCUGCCUUGUUAUCUACUCACGCUGUGCAACGGCAGUGUCACGGUUUGGGAGCCCAGACAGAUGGUGUUGUUGUGUGCGACACGCUUUGGCAUCAGCCCACAGAAGGUCCUUAUUGAUGCCACCUGGACCAACGCUGCCCUUUCCCCAGUGGAUCCCUUCCCUUCUUGCGUUCUCCUCACCGUUGACGGCUCCCUCAGUUUGGCCACUGCCGGUGUCAUGGCGGCCAAUAGAUCUAUGAAUGAGUCGGGGAUGGAAUGCGGUGGAACAGGCGCAGGACAACGAAGGAACAGUAUCAUCGAGGGUUCUGAUGAUUUUCUGCCGGUUUCACAAUUUAAGUUCAAUAGCCCGCUCUCAAGUGAUGUUGAGACGAACGAUUUCCUGUAUUUACCCAGUCUGUUGCCAACGAACGUAGCUCUGACCAUCAGACACCUGCUGCAGCACCAACCUUGGCGAUCACCCCUCUCCACUUCAGAGAAGGCCUCCGGUGGGGUUGUCCUCAUGUGUCCUCCACUAGAUACAACCUUCACCAAUGUGCAAUCUUCUGUUAAUCGCUUCUUUGCAAAAUUCCGAAGCACGAAACAUUUAUGUGCUCCGUUUGAGUCCUCUCAAUUGAGCAUUGUGGAGCGCUGCCUACUGACAGCUCUGUUAUUUGGGGACACAUAUGAGACGGCCUUUUGGCGUGUGGCGGCGUACCAACUCCUGACGUCUAAAUUACCGGCAGGUCCUCCUUCGGUGUCUGCGCCUAAGUUGUGGAGGCGCUUCAACCUCACGGACCUCGUCUGGGAUGAGUUAACUGAGGGGACGACCUACCGCGCGGCUGUAGUUGAACGAGUCAAUCGCCUUAUGUCCGAAACCACCGCUGAGCAAAGCAAACUCCGCAGCCACUUCCUUCUUAUGUUAGGCUUUCGAAAGGAGGCGAUAGAGCACCUAACUGAGACCUCGCCGGAUUUGGCAUCCUUCAACUUUAACAUCCAUCGAGCCUGCCUCCUGGUCUCACAAGACUACAUUCGUAACUUGGAAGCCGCCGUUACGGACAACGCGAGUAAUUCACUUCUCGAGGCAAGGCGGAAUUACACGAGUGCAGUGAAACUCUUGGCUGCAAACCUCAUUUCUAGCAACCACCUAUAUGAGGGUGUGGAGAUGCUCUGCAUGUUGGGCAUGCAUUUGGAGGCGUGCCGCUAUCUGGAAACCUAUAAUGAAUGGGAGACUGCUGUUUGGCUAGCCAAGUGCACCUUGAGUAAGGAGGAAUGUGAUGGCGUAAUGAAUCGAUGGGCCACCUAUCUCGCAUCUACAGCAAAUCGAAAGGCUCUAGCGAUUCUGGUUUUGGUGUACCUUGGACAGCAUGAUUCAGUUCUCACUCUGCUCAAAAGCCUCCGACAGCAUCAAUUAGCGGCCAGGUAUUUGGAAGCCUGCCUUGAGUGUCACGCGGUAAUUCCCGAUCGGACGACAGAGGAAUUGCAUUCGCAAGUGUUUCUUGAUUUUGCCACAACACUGACGGAUAUGGGGCAGCGGGAACCCGCUCUGUACUACGCAGGACUGGCAGGUGAUAUGGGCGAACCACUGCGCGCUGAAAUUGACUUCCUUCUCAGCUGA
This is a messenger RNA of Hydatigera taeniaeformis, 3075 nucleotides long. The record is from the annotation of a GenBank genome assembly. Lineage: Eukaryota; Metazoa; Platyhelminthes; Cestoda; Cyclophyllidea; Taeniidae.